GUUGAAAGAGUCCAGCUAAAAAUAAACAUUCGCGUCCAAAUGCUACAAGAUCCAUCCGCUGACACAUUCUCGAAACAAUUAUUAGAUAUCGGCGAUGGAAAAGUUACUGUCCAUGAAAAUACUGGCUGCAUAAAAUUGCCCACCGAUUUCUGCACAAUCGUUGAUUCUCAAAAUGCUCUCAUUGACCGCAUAUUCCCCGAUGUACGCACACAAUACAUAAACCACGCGUGGCUAGCAGAAAGAGCCAUUUUGGCAGCAAAAAAUGUGGACGUCGACGAUUUAAACUUCAAGAUACAGCAGGCGAAUUGGUAUCAUACAAAUCGAUCGAUACAGUUUGCGAUGCCAACGAAGCUGUAAAUUAUCCAAC
Molecule: messenger RNA, 367 nt
Organism: Rhagoletis pomonella (apple maggot)
Lineage: Eukaryota; Metazoa; Arthropoda; Insecta; Diptera; Tephritidae
Exons: 1
Coding region: 40-357 (105 amino acids)
Source: RefSeq, a predicted model, not a curated record